This is a messenger RNA of Fulvia fulva, 3771 nucleotides long. RefSeq lists its product as uncharacterized. NCBI's taxonomy places the organism in Eukaryota, Fungi, Ascomycota, Dothideomycetes, Mycosphaerellales, Mycosphaerellaceae. The transcript has a single exon. Gene Ontology annotation, molecular function: nucleic acid binding; protein binding. The coding region runs from base 1 to 3771 and encodes 1256 amino acids. The record is from RefSeq and is a predicted model, not a curated record.
AUGUCUUCACAGGAAGACAACGACCAGGCUAACAAGCUAACCAAGGAGUCUACCGAACAGAAGAAAGAUGGAAAGAAUGACGACAAGCAGAAAGGAGUUCUGCCACGAUGCUCAGCAUCGCUUCCUUUUCGCCCACAGGCGCCGUCAAGUGGUCCUUCGCAGACUCAGUCUGCACAGCCGACAGUCCCACCUACCGCGGCCAGUGCUUCGGCUGCCAAUCCCUCGUCUUCAACAGGGGCCACACCAACCAUGUCUACAGCGACCGCUCAGCGCCCCCCUCGCCGAGAUUUUGUACCUCCACACCUUAAGGGUAUUCCCAUUCAAGGCCCAGUAUCUCAGUCUAUCAAUGCACCUGGCGGUGCCCACCUUACAGCUGUUGGACCACAAUCUGUUCCAACAUCGGGCGGGUCUCCUGCCCCUAUGGCUACCACAUCACAUGGAGCCAACGCGAUCAUAACGACUUCAUCCUCUGGUGGAAAUCAUCCGACCUUGUCAUCGCCACAAGUCGCUGCGGCUUCUUCCGACAGUGCUGCACCACUGAUCUCGGCGACUGGCAGCACCUUUCAACCCAGCUCAGGCAAUGCAGGAUCAACUGAUCCAUCUGAAGCGAACACGACAGCGAUAGCAUCUUCGACAUCUUCAAGCGCGCUCCCUGCCAGCUCGGGAUUGACUCAAAUUGCCACGGCUCCUUCCAGCGCUCGACUAGCACGAGUGUCAGCUACCGGCAAAACAUACAUUCCUCUACAUGCUCGAAAAGGUACGAAUGCUACGGCCACUGUUCCGGUCGCUCCACAUCCUGGCACCAGCUCGACAACUGUCCCCUCCAUAUCACAGUCAUUGUCGAGCGAUGUACAGAAUCCAUCGGCUGGAGAAGCUGCAUCCAACAUCACAAAGUCCUCUUCCUCCACGCUGAUUGAGGAUCAAUCCAGCAAGGUUCAGCCUUCCACGACGGCGGUCACUCCAUCAGCCGUCAUUGUUGCUGGCCAGCCGAGCAAUACCAAAAGUAUCAAGACGCAGAAGCCGCCGCGUCCGACGUUCUUCGAUGCGAAAUAUGCCGCCGCAGCGGCAAGUGCACAGAAACCCAUGAACAACGUGCCGCUUCGCGUGAAUCAGUUCGAAAUCGAUAACUCAUCACUGGGCGAAAUCUUCUACGUCUACACUGUGAGCCUGCCUCAGGUCAGUGGGCGGGACGUCACGAAUAUCGCUGUAAAGAAGAUCAUGAUGGCCGCAAUUUUGUCGCCUGUGCAGCCUUGGGCGGCUGCAGUGGCUCGCCAGGAGCUUUUUUCUGAUUAUAUCAACACGGUCAUCACAAGGAAGCCUCUGUCGGAACUGAGUGGUGGCGCUUUGACGCUCAAUGACGCCGGCGAAAUAAGGACGAGCAUUGACUUCCAGAAUCAGGCUCUCAACACUAUGGACACCAACCGUCCUGUCUUGAUCAAGCUUUCUCAGACGCUCCUCUUACCUGAACUGCUAGCCUACUGCGCAGGUCAGCAGCCAUCCAACUUCAAUUUCAGCGAGUACACUAAAGCUGCCAACAUCCUGGUGAGGCACUUUGCGACUACUGCUCAGGUUUCAGUGGGACAAAACAGGAUCUUUCCGAGGGGCAAUCAGCCACGACUGAACUCAGGUCUUCUGCCGAGGAUCGGUUUCUUCAACUCAGUCAGACCCUUUAAUGGAUCGGUGCGACUUCAACUGAACACCUCGGCCGCAGGAUUCUAUUCCGACAAAAACUUGCUCGACUUUCUUGACGCCUUUAUCAUAGGCUUUGAUCCGAAUGACGAGAGGAGCAUUCACAAGAGUUGGCCGGAAGUCUGGGGCGCGAUCAAGGGACUUAAGGUCCGCUUGCUUUACACACCGCCAGAUCUCGAUUCCACCACUGCGGCGCCACGUCCCAAGAUUGCCGCAGCCCAAGGAAGGCUGAAGACCAUUUGCGGUUAUGGCGAAGCCGUGGAUGCUCAGAUAUUUCAAGAUCGCCGUACCGGAGGUCAUCCAACCGUCAAGCACUACUUUGAGGCCAGUGUGAUCAACUUUCCGCUCCAGCACCCUAAACUACGGGUCGUAAAUGUCGGCGACGACGAGCGGAAAGUGUGGGUGCCCAUGGAGCUUCUCUCCAUCGAAGCACAUCAAGCUUUCUCCAGUCCACUACAGCAGCGUGACAUGGACAAAAUGGCCAAGCUAUCCUGCACAGAUCCUGGAACAAAUGUGCAGCGCAUACAAGAGAUCGGUCUUCCGCUCCUCGGACGGCCAGCCCUGGAGACCAACAAUGUUCUCACGAUCUCGCCUCUCAUGUCUGAGGUCAAAGGCAGGAUACUUCCUGUUCCUGCAAUUCGGUACCAUGUCCCAGUGUUGCCAAAUGACAAAGUCUCGACGGCGAAAGGCAAAUGGAAUCUCGCAAAUAAAUCAUUCCAUACUGGGAGUACGCUCGGUAGACUCCAGGUUAUUCAAGCGGGAAACACCCCGGGCGUUUCGAAGGACGCCUGCGAUGCUUUCGUGGAGGAGCUCAACAGGCUCGGUGUCACGACUACACUGGGGAACUGGCGACGUGCAGCAACGGCAUCGGAUGAAGACCUCUUCGAGGCCUACAAAGGUAACGAUGGCAAGAUUGUCUUAGUCAUCGUACCAGACACCAGUGCUGAGGUCUAUGCCCAAGUCAAAGCUUGGGGGGAACUCCGCGCUGGUGUUCAUACCGUUUGUGUCACCUAUGGCAAGAGUCUCAAGUUGGAAAAGGACCUCGGCUUCCAAUCAAACCUCGCAUUGAAAUUCAACGCCAAGCUUGGUGGGAAGAAUCACGUCCUCGUCGACAACCUCACCAAAUGGCUACCCAAAAGUGCUGAUACCAAAGGUGGCCAGACCAUGGUAUUGGGGGCAGAUGUCGCACAUCCAGGUCCAGCAAGUCUGCGUUUCUGCCCAUCCAUUGCUGCUGUCGUGGCCAGCAUUGAUCACCAAUGUAUUACUUUCCCAGGCUCCAUGCGCUUGCAGGCUAGUAGACAGGAGCAGAUUGCGGACAUAAAGCAGAUGGUGCAAGAACGACUGCAAGCUUGGUACGACCACAAGGCCAAUAUGAAAACUUUGCCGACACGGUUGUUAUUCUACCGCGAUGGUGUGAGUGAGGAUCAGUUCUCGAUGGUGGUCAAGAAAGAGUUUCCUCACAUUGAGCGGGCCUGCCAAGACGUCGCCCAGGCCAACAAUGUCAAUGGAUACAAGCCCCAGAUCACACUCGUGGUCUGCACGAAGCGUCAUCAAACCAGGUUCUACCAACCAGCCAAGAUAAGCGACCCGGAGAAGAGAUUCUUCCUCCCUAGUGGAAACGCCAAGCCAGGACUGCUUGUGGACGAUCCUUCCGUCAGGCUUCCGAACCACUUCGACUUCUACCUACAGGCUCAUAACGCGCUGAAGGGCACCGCAAAGCCUUGCCACUACUUUGUGUUGAAGAAUGAUAUGAAUCUUACAACCCACCAACUGCAGAUGAUCACCAACAGUCUGAGCUGGGUGUACGCAACUUCGUUGACGCCCAUUUCCAUGGCGGCACCUGCAUACUACGCCGACAAGCUUUGCGAGCGUGGCCGAUGCUACAUACGGCCACUUUUGCUAGGUUCUCACCCGAAGCGCCCAAAUAUCGACGAUGUCAUGCAGGGUGCUCCUCAAGGCGCAAACGAGGAUGCGAAGAAAGGCCAUGUUGUACAGUACUUCACGGGACACCAGGAAUUCUGGCCUGGUGAUGGUGCAAACCCUUGUGCGACGGAUGUGAAGGACACUAUGUUCUACAUCUAG